UGUUACCUUGCGGAGGAGAGACACGUCGGUGUGCUAUUUAUUUAUUUAUUGUAGUUUAUUUUUUAAUUUGAGCUAAAGAUGCUCGGCCUGUGCCUUUACGUCCCGGUGUCCAACUCGGACCAGGUUGAAGUGGAAUACUUUGAGUCUAACGGACUGCCGUCGGAGCUCAAGUCUCUCUUUAACAAGCUGAGCCUCUUCCUGCCUUCCCAGGAGUUUUCAACCUACCAACGAUGGCGAAAGAAAGCGGGAAAAGGAGCAGAAAAUGUCUCAGACGGACAGCUGGACUUUGACGAGUUUGUUCACUAUCUACAAGACUACGAGAAAGACCUGAAACUUGUGGUGAAAAGCCUCAACAGGAAGAAUGCAGGCCAAGUUGAUCUGAAGGAGUUCAUGCAGUCCCUUCAGGAACUCGGCGUGCAUAUUUCCCCGCAGCAUGCAGAGAACGCCCUUAAGAGCAUGGAUAAGAAUGGAGUGAUAACCAUCAGCAGCAAAGACUGGAGCAAGUACACCAUGCCAGAGAAGACUGAGAGCAGUCCAGAGAUCAUCCUCUACUGGAAACACUCCACGAUCUUCGAUGUGGGUGAGAACCUGAUGGUGCCUGAUGAGUUCACCAUAGAGGAGAAGCAGACAGGAAUGUGGUGGAGGCACUUGGUUGCAGGUGGAGGAGCUGGAGCGGUUUCAAGAACCUGCACGGCUCCGCUGGACAGACUCAAAGUCAUGAUGCAGGUUUAUGGAUCCCGAACCAACAACAUGUGCAUCCUGACCGGGAUGAUGCAGAUGAUCAAAGAAGGCGGCACGAGGUCACUGUGGCGAGGAAACGGCGUCAACAUCAUCAAAAUAGCACCCGAAUCGGCACUCAAGUUUAUGGCGUAUGAGCAGAUUAAACGCUUAAUCGGCAGCGAACAGGAGACUCUGCACAUCGCGGAGAGAUUUGUUGCUGGAUCUCUGGCAGGAGUGAUCGCUCAGAGCACCAUCUACCCCAUGGAGGUCCUGAAGACCCGUCUGGCUCUGAGGACGACCGGGCAGUACUCCGGUAUAGCAGACUGUGCGAAGCAGAUUUUCAGAAGAGAAGGACUUUCAGCAUUUUACAAAGGCUACGUCCCAAACAUGUUGGGCAUCAUCCCCUACGCAGGCAUCGACCUGGCAGUGUACGAGACACUGAAGAACAGCUACCUGCAGCAGUACGGCACCAACAGCGCCGACCCAGGCAUCUUCGUCCUCCUGGCUUGUGGCACCGUGUCCAGCACCUGUGGUCAGCUCGCCAGCUAUCCCCUGGCUCUGGUCCGCACACGCAUGCAAGCACAAGCUGCGACAGAAAAAAACCAGCAGGUGACAAUGACCGGCCUCUUCAGACAGAUCGUGCAGUCUGAGGGCCCGAUGGGGCUCUACAGAGGCCUGGCCCCCAACUUCCUCAAAGUCAUCCCUGCCGUUAGCAUCAGCUACGUGGUGUACGAGCAACUGAAGACACAGCUAGGCGUGAAAUCGCGCUGAAAACCAACCUCUCAUUGUCACAUGAAAGCUUGAAUGUGAUAAGUGACCCUCACCCACUUCCACCCUCCCUCCCACCACCACCCCACCAUCCAUACGUUAGGGAAUCCCAGGGACCAUUUUGGCCCCUCUGGGGGUUCGUGGAGCGAUCUCAUUCUGUGAAUGUCAGCUGACGAAAGACGAGAAAGGCCAAGGUGGAGGAUCUGGACUCUGUGAGCUCGGGUUGUCUGGACUGUGACUGCUGCUAUUUAUGUUUUUAUCUCGUUGAGACCUGAAACGAGAGAUGCGUGAGGGAUGUGAGCGAUUUCUAUGUCGAGGACCAAAUGUUCUUGCUCUUCAUGCCAUUUUGGUGCCUGAGCAACCGUCCUGUUUAUUUUUUAUGUUGGUGUGAUACUGUAAGUUGUGGUUGGUCAGUGUGAGAUGCAACACCAGCGCUCAUGUUACGCAGCUCUACUGAAAACGACCACCAUUCAGAGCACUUCUUGCAUGUCAGAUAUAGCAUUAAUAAGCUCUUUGAGGGGUGUCAUUAUUAUUUAACAGGAGGAAAUGAUUGUGUUCCUUAAUGAGAGGAGUUUGCACAUGUGAGAUUGAUCUCUCUCCACCCCCGUCCUGAAUGAAUGGAUGAAUGAAUAGCUGACAGGAUUUUUUGACUGUGGAUUAUUUAUUUCCAUCUGUCCUGUAUUUGUUUUUAUUGUCUCUGACAGUGGACAUGUACUGCUUCAGAGUCAAAAGUAAUAAUAGUUUUAAAUGCAGUGAUUGUGUUCAGGAUGGACAGUAACACCUGGCAACAGCCUUAACAUGUGGCUAUAAAACACUAAAUGUAGUUGUCUGACGUGUUGAACAUGAGGUUGGAGUUCUCGCUGUAGCUGCUGUUAAAGCAACUGAAAAUAACUUAUUGUGCAGACGACAUCAGAUUAUGUCUGUUAAUGUGUGUUCAUGUUUUUGCCCUUUAUAAAAGGUAUAAAUGUCUUAAUGUUCACCUCAGGUUUAAGGGCAGAUUACUGUUAAAUCACAGAAGAGUACACCAAGGUGUUAAUGUUUUUGGUUUCACAACAUUUAUACUCGGGGAAAGAAGGGCUUGGGAAAAAAUGAGCAACAUAAUGCACUUUAAUCAACACUGGAAGGGCCUCUGAAUGAAUGUCAUAUCAAUAUCAGGUAUUAACAUUUAAUUCUUUUGUAAAGAAUGAGUUUUAGUCUUGUUUUAAUGGACCAUUUUCAUGCAAAUAAAUGCAAGUUCUUGUAA
Epinephelus lanceolatus (giant grouper) is the source of this 2731-nucleotide messenger RNA. It is a transcript of the gene slc25a25a, whose product is annotated as solute carrier family 25 member 25a. Lineage: Eukaryota; Metazoa; Chordata; Actinopteri; Perciformes; Serranidae. Gene Ontology annotation, biological process: transmembrane transport. Gene Ontology annotation, cellular component: mitochondrial inner membrane. Gene Ontology annotation, molecular function: calcium ion binding. The record is from RefSeq and is a predicted model, not a curated record.